CGGCAUGUGUGAUGACGGCAUGUGGCCGGGAGAAGGGGUUCUCGCCGGUGACCGGCAGUGAGCGAUGACCAGACUUCUGGGCGUGGUGCACAGAGUGGCUUUGGCUGCCGUACAUUGCAGUGGCCGCAGCUGCCGCGGGCUCGCCAUGUUUUAUGCCGUGAGGAGGGGCCGCAAGGCCGGGGUCUUCCUGACCUGGGAUGAAUGCAGAGCCCAGGUGGACCGGUUUCCUGCAGCCAGAUUUAAGAAGUUUGCCACAGAAGAGGAAGCCUGGGCCUUUGUCAGAAGCUCCACAAACCCUGAUGGUUCAGAAGGGCAGAAAAAUAAAUGUGUACAGGAAUCACAAGUGGAGGCAAACAAGCGACUUCAUGAGCCCUUAGAUGAAGCUGAAGGUGAAACCACAGAGCCAUGUGCAAAGCAUGUGAAACUGAAUGCAGAACCGCUGCCUUCAGUGAGCAAAGACACGUUUUCUUAUAUGGGGCACUCUGUCGUCGUCUACACGGACGGCUGCUGCUCCAGUAACGGGCGGAGGAGGGCUCGAGCAGGAAUCGGUGUUUACUGGGGGCCAGGCCAUCCUUUAAAUGUAGGAAUUAGACUUCCUGGGCGGCAAACAAACCAAAGAGCAGAGAUUCAUGCAGCCUGCAAAGCCAUCGAACAGGCAAAGGCUCAGAACAUCAAUAAGUUGGUUCUCUACACAGACAGCAUGUUUACUAUCAAUGGCAUCACCAAUUGGGUGCAAGGCUGGAAGAAGAGUGGAUGGAGGACAAGCACAGGGAAGGAGGUGAUCAACAAAGAGGACUUCGUGGAGCUGGACAGGCUGGUCCAGGGCAUGGACAUCCAGUGGAUGCAUGUUCCUGGCCAUUCGGGAUUUAUAGGCAACGAAGAAGCUGACAGAUUAGCAAGACAAGGCGCGAAGCAACCUGAAGACUGACCAGGUUCCAUCUCCAUCUCUGUUCUUACGGUCUGUCUGUUGAAGAGCCUGAGCCAUUUGUCCCGUCGUUUCCCACUGUCAGUUUUGUUGCUCGCGACCUCGAGGUGCUCUCCAGUGUUUUACUCUGUCCUCGGUAUUUCCUGCAAAUUGGCGGCUGGAUCCAGAGGCUUGAUCACAGUCAGGCUCCACCCCUCGGGCACGUGUGCUACAUGCUUUCAUCAGAAGGCGGGGCGGUUUCAUCCUGUUGUUGGCAGCUGCCAGCGCCCGGGGCCUAGAUCCGUUAAUUAGGUCGCAGGACGCUGGUAUGCUGUCAUUUUGCUUACGUUUAUUGGCUGGAACAGUUUUAGAAGAUACUUCCCCUCACCUCAUGCUGGCGCUCAGUGUAGAAUUCAUGUACAAAAGGCGAGAUAAAUGCUAAGAGUGGCUCCCGGUCAUCCUAAAAAGGUAGCCCAAUCGGGGCUUUUAUUUAUAUAUUUUUAUGACAUGUAAACAUGUGUAUAUGUCAUGAACUCAUGUACUUAAACCUGUUUGAUGGGUUUCAGUCCAUUGCAGUCUUCCUCCUUAUUUAACCCAAAUUGCAGUGGCUUUGGCCUGUAAGAGGGAGCCUCCUCAAGUUGGCUCUUGAUUUCUUUUGAUAUUCAUUAUGUACACGUGUGCACAGACACACACUGACCACACACAGACACACGCACGCACAGACUGUGCACACGGUCAUAGAGAGCUUUCUUGCAGUCUGAGGUGUCAGGGUGUUCUAGACCCAUCUUGUACCUGUCCUGCUCUGGGCCUGGAAUUGGCUU
This is a messenger RNA of Kogia breviceps (pygmy sperm whale), 1725 nucleotides long. RefSeq names its product ribonuclease H1 (gene RNASEH1). Gene Ontology annotation, molecular function: magnesium ion binding; RNA-DNA hybrid ribonuclease activity; nucleic acid binding. Gene Ontology annotation, biological process: DNA replication, removal of RNA primer. The record is from RefSeq and is a predicted model, not a curated record. NCBI's taxonomy places the organism in Eukaryota, Metazoa, Chordata, Mammalia, Artiodactyla, Physeteridae.